Molecule: messenger RNA, 2988 nt
Organism: Ipomoea triloba (trilobed morning glory)
Lineage: Eukaryota; Viridiplantae; Streptophyta; Magnoliopsida; Solanales; Convolvulaceae
Product: linoleate 13S-lipoxygenase 3-1, chloroplastic-like
Exons: 6
Coding region: 65-2791 (908 amino acids)
Biological process (GO): lipid oxidation
Molecular function (GO): protein binding; oxidoreductase activity, acting on single donors with incorporation of molecular oxygen, incorporation of two atoms of oxygen; metal ion binding
Source: RefSeq, a predicted model, not a curated record
UCGAAACCGACAACCUUAACAUCAUCUCCAUCCCUCUCUGAGACAAGGAGAAAGCUAAUUAAGCAUGGCGCUUGCGAAUGAAUUCUGGGGUUUAUCUGUGAUGGACAAGGCGAAGGCGAAGCCGGUUUUGUUCCUUUCUUCAUCGAGUGCGCUGGUGAAUCUUGAGAACCGGGUUCACGCGAACCGGCUGCGUUUGAGGAGGGGCGGCGUGAGGAUCGGUCCAAUGGCGUCUGUGAGCGUUGAGCAGAGAGUGUUUAAGAUGGUUCCUGAGAAAGCGGUGAAGUUUAAGGUCAGAGCGGUGGUGACUGUGAGGAACAAGAAGGAGGCAGGGUUUAAGGAGGCUUUGAUCAAACGUUUGGAUGCUUUUACUGAUCAGUUGGGAAGGAACGUUGUGUUGGAGCUUAUCAGCACAGAAAUUGAUCCUAAAACCAAGGGUCCGAGGAAGAGUGAACCGGCGGUGUUGAAAGACUGGGCGGUGAAAACUGGGAUGAAAACAGAGACAGUUAAUUACAGUGCUGAGUUUGAAGUGGACACCAAUUUUGGGUGUCCAGGUGCUAUAACGGUGGUUAACAAACAUCAACAGGAAUUCUUUCUUGAAAAUAUUACUGUUGAAGGGUUUUCUAGUGGUCCAGUUCAUUUCCCCUGCAGUUCAUGGGUUCAGUCCAAGAAAAAUUAUCCCAGAAAAAGGAUUUUCUUCUCCAAUAAGCCAUACUUGCCUCAUGAGACACCUGAAGGUUUGAAAGCGUUAAGGGAGGAAGAGCUCAGAGAUUUAAGGGGAGAUGGCAGUGGCGUCCGGCAAUUACAUGACCGGAUUUUCGAUUUUGAUGUUUACAAUGAUUUGGGGAACCCUGACAAGGGUGUUGAUUUUGUUCGUCCCACGCUCGGCGGUGAAGCCAUUCCUUAUCCUCGGCGUUGUCGAACUGGUCGCCCGCCAUGCAUCACCGACCCAAGUUGCGAGAGCCGAUUGGAGAAGCCAGCGCAAAUGUAUGUUCCAAGGGACGAGCAAUUCGACGAUCCAAAGCGCGAUGCUUUUCUGAGUGCGAGGCUGAGGGGAACAAUGCACAAUUUACUUCCAGGGCUACAGGCGAAGCUGUCGGAGAAGAACAUGGAUUUUCAAGGUUUCCAGGAUCUUGACAGCAUUUACAGUGAAACCCUGUUUAACAAGCUAGGAAUUAAGGAAGAUGUCGUGGAGAAACUCCCACUGCCCAAAAUCGUCCAGAAGUUCAAAGACGCCGACGUUUUAAAGUUCAACAUUCCCACCAUCCUUGGAAAGGAUAAGCUGGCGUGGCUGCGAGAUGGCGAGUUCGCGAGGCAAAUGUUAGCAGGGAUCAGUCCUGUCCACAUCGAACGGCUUCGGGUUUUUCCUCCGGUCAGCAAGCUUGAUCCUGCGGUGUACGGGCCGCUGGAAUCUGCGCUCAAAGAAGACCACAUUCUUCCUUAUCUUAACGGGAUGAGUGUCCAAGAAGCCCUGGAUUCAAACAAGUUGUACAUUGUCGAUUAUCACGACGUUUAUUUGCCGUUUGUUGAUCGGAUUAAUGCCCUUGACGGCCGUGCAAUUUAUGCUACACGGACCAUAUUAUUCCUGACAGAUAAUGGAACUCUUAAACCAAUUGCUAUAGAGCUUUGCCUCCCCGCAAACGGCCCUGUUUCCCGGUCGAAGCGGGUCGUCACGCCGGACGGCAAUGCAACCUCGUUUUGGAUGUGGCAGAUAGCUAAAGCUCAUGUCUGGGCAAAUGAUGCCAGUGUUCAUCAACUUAUUCACCAUUGGUUGCGCACCCAUGCGUCCAUGGAACCUUUCAUUCUGUCUGCACAUAGACAAUUAAGUGCGAUGCAUCCAAUCUACAAGCUUCUCGAUCCGCACAUGAGAUACACGCUGGAAAUCAAUGCCUUGGCUCGCCAGACUUUGAUCAAUAACGAGGGCGUUGUUGAAUCUUGCUUCACUCCCGGGCGUUACGCGAUGCAGAUUAGCGCAGCGGCAUACAAGAGUUUCUGGCGAUUCGAUCUUGAAAAUCUCCCGGCCGACCUGAUUCGAAGAGGAAUGGCCGUGACAGACCCGACCCAGCCGCACGGGCUAAAGCUUCUGAUCGAGGAUUACCCGUACGCGACGGAUGGGCUCUUGAUUUGGGAGGCAAUUCAGAAGUGGGUCACGACUUACGUGAACCAUUACUACCCGGAUUCCGACCGGGUCUGCAAUGAUCGGGAGCUUCAGGCGUGGUAUUCCGAGGCGGUCAACGUCGGGCACGUUGACCUGCGUAAUGCGGAGUGGUGGCCCACUUUAGAAUCUCCAGCCGACCUGGCGUCCAUUCUCACCACCAUCAUUUGGCUCUGUUCCGCCCAGCACGCCGCGCUAAACUUCGGGCAAUACGCCUACGGCGGGUACCUGCCGAACCGGCCGACGCUAAUGCGGCGAUUAAUCCCCGACGAGAACGACCCGGAGUACGCCGUGUUCGUCUCCGACCCUCAAAAGUACUUCUUCAAGGCGCUACCGAGCAAGCCGGACGCGACGAAGCUGAUCGCCGUGGUGGAUACGCUGUCUACUCAUUCCCCGGACGAGGAAUACUUGGGAGAGAGACCGCAUCCUUCGACGUGGACCUCGGAUGCUGCUAUGGUCGAGGCGUUCUAUGAAUUCUCGGCGGAUAUUGGUCAGAUUGAGGAGGAGAUUGAUAGUCGGAAUCACAACCCGAGCUUGAAGAAUAGGUGCGGUGCCGGGGUUAUACCUUAUGAACUUCUUACUCCGAGCUCCGGUCCCGGGGUUACGUGUAGAGGUAUUCCCAACAGCGUCACUAUCUGAUUGUUCUAUAAAUCCAAUCAUGAAUGUAUCUAUAUGCAAGCUUGUUUUGUGUGGACAAUGUUGUUGAAUAUAUAUGAUGUACCUAGCUUAUUUAUGGUUUUAUCUAUGUGUUUUUAUUUUGUGUAAAAGUUUGCCCUUGAUCUGAACUCUUGUUAUUUUCAUUUUGGAAUAAUUAUGACUAUUUUUGUAAUCACUAA